AUGAUCAGGUCUGCGGACAACAUCAACAUUGGGAGUAGUAACCACCAUAAAGAAGGAUGGAACCGAACUGCAAAGGGAGCUGGAAAGCUUAGAGCUGUGGAUGAAAGGAGAGUCGGUCCUAAUAAAACUGGAAUCAAGAUGACGACAGCUGCACCACUGGGAAAUAAUACCCUGUCUCCAACAAAUGUGACCACAAAGUCUCAAGAAGAAAUUCUUUAUCAGAGUUCUGGAGCAAUCGUAGCUGCCAUUGUAGUUGGACUGAUUAUUAUAUUCACAGUGGUUCUGCUCAUGUUGAAAACGUAUAACAGACACAUGAGGGCAAAACGAGAGCUGGAACCCACAAGCACCAAAGCCAAGACCCCACCUACUUUCGGUCAGAACAGUUCCAAUGCUAAUCAACCCACAACAGUAACUAUCGUACCAGUGGACAUCCAUAUGCAGAACAGAUGACUGUGGACGUUGGCCCUACCUAUGAGAGAUCACUCUCCUUGAAGAAUGAGACAUGACAACCAGGCUCUUUAUUCACAUAGACCUGUGACUCUUUACCAGAGGAGAAUUGGCACUGGUACAGUGACUACGUGUGGAGUUGAAACCAAGGAUUAUGUGGGUAACUGGCCACGUUUUCUUUUAGUAGAAGGAAAAAAUAAAAUGCUGAGCACCUUUGUAUGGCCAAUCUAACAAUGUGAUGGCAUCAUAUCAACAGGAAAAUGAAGAGUCUUAUUUUCUCUGUAGAAGUUAAGUGGCAACAAAUGGCAAAAAUACCCUUUAGAUGGGUCA
This is a messenger RNA of Terrapene triunguis (Three-toed box turtle), 777 nucleotides long. RefSeq names its product non-compact myelin associated protein (gene NCMAP). Lineage: Eukaryota; Metazoa; Chordata; Testudines; Emydidae. Gene Ontology annotation, cellular component: Schmidt-Lanterman incisure; plasma membrane; paranode region of axon. Gene Ontology annotation, biological process: peripheral nervous system myelin formation; regulation of myelination. Bases 1 to 450 code for a protein of 149 amino acids. The transcript is spliced from 4 exons. The record is from RefSeq and is a predicted model, not a curated record. Gene Ontology annotation, molecular function: structural constituent of myelin sheath.